Molecule: messenger RNA, 2359 nt
Organism: Schizosaccharomyces japonicus yFS275
Lineage: Eukaryota; Fungi; Ascomycota; Schizosaccharomycetes; Schizosaccharomycetales; Schizosaccharomycetaceae
Product: WEE protein kinase Mik1
Exons: 2
Coding region: 220-1902 (560 amino acids)
Biological process (GO): negative regulation of G2/M transition of mitotic cell cycle; negative regulation of G2/MI transition of meiotic cell cycle
Molecular function (GO): kinase activity; ATP binding; protein serine/threonine kinase activity
Source: RefSeq, a predicted model, not a curated record
CAACAAACGCGUGGCUCGUUUGUUUUGCCGUCUGCAAACAACGAAUUUUGAGGGACUGGGGCUGAUUAUUGAAGGCAGUGUUUAAAAUCAAGCUUUCCUCGAGUUUUAAGUUACAGAAGAACAGGCUGCACCCUUUGUCGUUAUUCUUGUCGAAGUCUUGGUCCACGCGUCGUAAACACAGGAGCACUUGCACGUUCAAUCGUCCAUAAAUCGACAACAAUGAAUUCAACACCAACUAGCAAUCGUUAUACAUUGAUUUCGGAAAAGUCCUCGGGCUAUGAGAGCGAAAAAUACGACUCGUUAUAUCACAAAGUGCACAAACCUAUAUUUCCUCCACCACCUCUGGGCUCAAAGACCAACUCCUGCGAGUUCAGCAACCCUUGUACACCUCUUCCAAAAAAAGUGAACACCCCUACUUUCUCUACUAACUUGCGGUGCGGUAUCUUUCCUCGAUGGGACACACUCUCUAGUGCACAAAAACAUGGAUCUUUUCCGACAAUCCCUCUUUUUUCUAAAAUAACGAAUGCAAGUACUCCUCUGGAAAGUCCGAAACCUAGAACGUCGGUGCCAAUGAGCACAGGCUUCCUCAGCAAGUAUGAACAGAAGCAUUCGGCUUUUAAAGACAUUCAAGGCUUUAGCAGUGUUCCUCCGCAUACUCCUUGCAAGAAGUCCCGGCACUUUCGGAUUAUGGAGCCUUCUACCCCUCCCUCUCCCUCAGUAGCAUACUUUCACGGUUCGCUAAAACGGAGUAAGCUCGAUGACGAAAUGGAGAACAUGGACAUGUCUGAAGAAGAGUUGGAACUGCCUUUCUUGCAUUCAAACGCGUCUCUCGACCAGACAAGCCUUUUCGACACGCCCACAAAGAUCAGAUUUUCUAGCAGCCCGCUAGGAACGAGCUGGAAGGAUGAUGGUGAUCUUGGGUCCGUUCUCAGUUCUACGACGAUGAACAGUGCUCACUUACUGAGUGCAGGCACGGUGGAUGAGUUCACCGACGACUCCAGCGACUGGGUUGAGCGUCUGCAUGAGCAAUUCGCAUUCGUUUAUCCCGAACACGAAGGCGAAUUCUCGAAAGUGUAUCGAGCGACAAACUCAAACAGUCAAAAACCCGACGAAACCGAAGUUUCCGUAGUAAAAGUGACGUGUCGUCGGUUCACCAGCCAAAAAGACAAGAUGCGCCAAUUGCGCGAAGCCACCAUACUUCAAUCACUUUACGGCAAUGAACACAUUAUUGCUAUUCGUGAUUUUUGGGACUGGCAUGGCCAUUUGUUCAUCGAGACAGAAUACUGCCAGAACGGAAACUUUGCAACCUUCUUGGAGGAAUUGAGCAUAGUGCAGCCGCUCGACAGCUUCCGUUUGUGGAAAGUUUCUUUUCAAUUGCUGAUGGCUCUUCACGCAGUGCACGACAACGGCUUUCUUCAUCUCGAUGUUAAGCCGGCAAAUAUAUUCAUUACCCGUUCCGGUGAUCUAAAGCUAGGGGAUUUCGGCAUGGCUACACCCGUACCUGUGCCAGCGGGCACUGAUGUUGAAGGUGACCGCGUUUACAUUGCUCCUGAAGUCCUCACAAAUCAUGAGUAUUCUGGCGCUGCCGACAUAUUCUCUCUUGGUUUGGUUUUGUUGGAAGCCGCGACGAACGUUGUCUUGCCUCAGAACGGACCUAAAUGGCAACAGCUUCGGUCUGCCGACUUUUCUCAGAUCCCUUGGCUUCCGGUUGAACCGCCAUUGCCAUCGUUGCAGCGACAACAACAUGUGUUGCGCGAAAUGAUAUACGAAAUGUUAUCCCCGGACGUCGCUUCUCGUCCAAAAGCCUCGGAUUUGCUUCAGCGACCUGAGUUUGACUGGGUUAAGCGCAAAGCUCAGUUGGGAGCCAUUGUUUUUGAGCCCGUUACUUCUUGGUUGGAUUGAGCAAGUCCGAAGAAAAGACAUCUCUCACGAAGAUGCAACUUCGUUUCCCUGUGAAACAAACGAACAAAAACACAUCCACACCUCCAUACACGCAUUACGAGGGCUAAUGCCAGUCGCAUCGCCCCUUUCUCACUUUUUCCCAUUCCCCGUUCACUCAUUUCCUCCAAUGCACCCUUGGUCAUUAACUCGUGAUUCCCUCUCCAUUGCGCCGGACGCAGCACACUGUUUUUAUCCAUACUCUGGCUUCCAAGCCUUUUCCUAUUGUCUUUCAGUUUCCCUUAACAUUCUUUCUCCGUCGUUAUUCGGGCUAUAUUAUUCAUAAACUUACACCUCUAUUCUCCCUUUCCCGCAUCCCCAUCCCGAAAAUGGAUUGUAUACAUACACGGGGAGUCCUGUUCCCCGCACAUAUAUCGUCUAUAGUAUACAUAGUCUUUCUUUUCAUUAAUGUAUUGACAUA